Acanthosepion pharaonis is the source of this 870-nucleotide messenger RNA. Lineage: Eukaryota; Metazoa; Mollusca; Cephalopoda; Sepiida; Sepiidae. The record is from the annotation of a GenBank genome assembly.
AUGUUUUUCCAUUUUUUCUUUCAAAUUUUCUUCUUUUCUAAAAAUUAUUUUUCUUACAUUUCUUUGUUCAUAAUUUUGUUUAAAUUCUCUUUUUUUAAUAUGAUAUUCCCUUUGUUUUUAUUCACAUCAUUUUUUUUCUUUUUUUAUCUUCUUCAACCCUCAUUUUUAUCAUUUUUCUUCCUUUCCUUGUCAUUUUCUUUAUUAUUUCCUCUUUUGUUUGCUGUUUUCCUCUCCCCUUCAAUACUCUUAUCCUCACCCUUUCCAAUUCUUUACUUCUUUAUCUUCUUUUCAUAUUUUCACCCUGUUUAUGUUUUUUACCUUUUUUUCUUUCCUCUUCUUUCCUUUCAUCUUUUUUUUCAUUUUUCCAAUUUCUGUUUCACAUCCUCCUCCCUCUCUUUCCUCAUCAUCCCAGUCUUUGCCCUCUCCUGGGUAUGGGAUCUAAUUAGUUUUUCCUUUCUUUUUCCCAUCAUUCCCUUCAUUUCCCAUUGUGUCUUUAUGAUCAAAUUCUUUUCUCUCUCUCCAUCCUAUAUUUAUUUCUCUUUCCUACCUUUGUCUUUUUCUUCCUCUUCUUCUUCACAUGUUUCUUCCCUCACAUUUCAUUUCCUCAUUAAUCAAUAUUUUAUAUCUUUCUCCUUUUCCUAUAUCCUCUCUUUUCUCAUCCCUUAUUUUGCACUUAUCCUUUCUUUUUUUUCUCUUUAUCCUCUUCUACACUUUGUUUCCUUUACCUUCCCUUUCUAUAUCCUUCUCUUCCCAUUAUUAAAAUAUUUUCUGUACCUUACAUCUUUCUCUAGGUUCUUCAUUUUGUAUUUCCCUCGCGUCAGUAUCUUACUCAUCCUCCCCUUCAAGUCAAAUCUUGGAGAAUGUUUUUAA